Molecule: messenger RNA, 493 nt
Organism: Meloidogyne enterolobii
Lineage: Eukaryota; Metazoa; Nematoda; Chromadorea; Rhabditida; Meloidogynidae
Source: the annotation of a GenBank genome assembly
AUGGAAAAUUCAAACUCUUCCUCUUCUUUAUUUGUUUUAUUGUUUUCCUCUUCUUCAAUUUCUGCUAAUCCUAAUGAAAAGAAGGGAGUAGUGAUGACAGGUGUUACAAUUGUUUUCUUAAUUCUAUCAUUUUCUAUUUUUUCUAAUGAUUUUGGUUCUGGAUCUUUUCUAUCUUUUUCAAUUUUAGUAGGGGUUGGUGUAGUAAUGACCUUUUCACCUUUUAUUUGACUUUUCUCAUUCUUUGCUUCCACUUUCUGACCAUCUGUUUUUAAAGGUUUUUGAGAUGGAACAUUUUCAUUGGUUUUUAUUUUUCCUUCAUUAUUGGGUUGCGCAACAUAUUUUUCUUGUUUUGGUUGGUCUUGUGUCAAUUUUAUUUUUUUAUUUCCGUCAUUUAAUAUUUGGCUAUUUUUAUCCACUGUUUUUGGAGGGGAGGAAGGAACAAUAACCUUUUGACCUUUAUUUAAUUCUUUUUUUACAUCUGCUAUUCUUGGUG